Molecule: messenger RNA, 2107 nt
Organism: Ruditapes philippinarum (Manila clam)
Lineage: Eukaryota; Metazoa; Mollusca; Bivalvia; Venerida; Veneridae
Product: elongator complex protein 4-like
Exons: 1
Coding region: 104-1237 (377 amino acids)
Biological process (GO): tRNA wobble uridine modification
Cellular component (GO): transcription elongation factor complex; elongator holoenzyme complex; cytoplasm
Source: RefSeq, a predicted model, not a curated record
AUUAGUAAUACAAGGGAAGUUACUCUUACUAAACAAUAUGUAAACAAGAUGGUGAAAACCAUGUGAAAUAAAAAAAAUCUAUAUUUCACGCUGAAAACUUAACAUGGCUACAAGUUUUCAAAAGAAAACAAGAUCAAAAGUGGUUCAAAUACCUGGUGCUAAGGUGUCACUCUAUAACAAUCAGCUACUGAUAUCAUCUGGGAUACCAUCUUUGGACCAACUUCUGGGUGGAGGUAUAGCAGUUGGAACUGUAUUAUUAAUUGAAGAAGAUGUAUAUGGCAACUAUGCAAGAACCAUGCUAAAAUAUUUCUGUGCAGAGGCAGUUAUGACUGGCCAUUCGCUUCUGCUAGCAAGUACAGACUCUAGCCCUGAUCAGUUACUGAAAGAUCUACCUGGACCCAUUAUAGACGAUCCAGGAAAAGAAGAAAUGCAGGAGCCUGAAGAUGAGCCUGACGCAAUGAAAAUAGCAUGGCGGUACCGUCGUCUACCUAAAUUUCAAUCAAGUCCUGCUGCAAUUAAAUUUGGACAUUAUUACGACCUUACAAAGACCAUGGAUGAAGAUUUAGUGAAAACAAUUGAUAUAAGUUGUACCGGAAAUAACCAAACUAUUGCAAAAGACAGAAAUUGUCAGAAUAACCCAUCAUAUGAUGAACUUUUACGAACUAUUCAAAAGAAGAUCGAGUCUGAAGGUUUUAGUACCAGUUUCACAACAGAGAAAAGAAACAUUUUAAGAAUAGCACUUCAUUCUAUUGGAUCGCCACUGUGGGGAGAAAAUGGCGGAUUAACAUCCAGUGACAGGUAUGAUCCUGCUCUGCUCAGGUUUUUACUCGCGUUACGUGCAGUUCUACGAUCGGCAUAUGCUACAUGUGUUAUAACUGUGCCAUCUCAUUUGUUUUGUGACAAAGCUUUUGUUCGGAAGAUUGAAAGAUUUUGUGACACUGUUGUACAAGUGGAUAGCUUUGUGGGAUCUGACAAAGAAAAGAACCCAGUGUACAAAGAUUAUCAUGGACUCUUUCAUAUAAGAAAAUUGCCUUGUCUAAAUUCACUAGUAUGUACAAUGCCGGAGACAUUAGAUCUGGCGUUUAAACUUAGAAGGAAGAAGUUUAGUAUAGAGAAGCUUCAUUUACCUCCUGAUUUAUCUGAGACAGCUAACAGGUCACAGGAAGACCCAGUGGCAAAGCUCAAACCUGAAACUGGAUGUGGCUCCGGAGUUGGAAAGACUAAACUAGAUUUUUGAACAAUCUUUUACAAUCAUUUAAUGCAGUCUUGAAUAUAAUAUUUACAAAACCUCUUAUUUAAUAAACCAACUGUAUUUCUUAUUAAUUAGACUUGUCCAUCUUCCAAUUUUGAAACUGCCCAUUAUCAACUAGAGAUGCAUGAAGAUGACAUAUGAAUUUUGUCAGCCAAGAGUAUACAGCCUGGUCAGACUGCAAUGAUAUGCAGGUUGGUCUGGCUCUGUACUGGUGCCAAAGAGGAUCAUCACUUUAGGUUCCAAGAAAGUAAUGGUUGAUUCGAUAUAUAUUCAUGAUUUUGAUACAUUUACUUUUGAAAAUUGUUUUCUUUGUGAUUAAUAUUACAUUGUUUUGAGUAAAGAUAUUUAGCUGUUAAUUUCAAUAAAGUGAUAACAAGAUUUGACAAUAUGAAUUACUGCCUUAGCUUUUGUUAAUGAAAGUUGGUUUUGAAAAACAAACACUUUUCCUUCCCUUCUCUGAAUAAGCUUGUAUUUUUUUAUCAAAAAAUUAAAAGGGGAUAAAGGUAUCUUAAUUCUUUGCAGAAUUGUGUUUAUUUUUUAAAGAAAUUCAACAGAAGGAAGGCAUUAAAUACAAUUCAUGUUUAUGUAAUUUAAUCAUAUUUUAUCUCAAUAUGAUAACUAUAAAGUAUAAUGAACUGACAAUCUAUGGUAUUUACUUAUUAUACAAAAUGGUAUCUUGUACAUUAUACUUGGUAAAAACAUUAUGUUCACCAUCUAUCUGUACACACACUUGUUUACAUGAUGUCAUGUGAGUUACAUGAUUGAAACUAUAAAAAAAAGAAUUUCUGACAACUUGUUGCAAUUUUUAGAUGAAAGUCAAUGAAUUUCAUGAAUAAAAUAUUUCAUAAAAAGACA